Messenger RNA from Xenia sp. Carnegie-2017, 1493 nucleotides. Its product is annotated as Down syndrome cell adhesion molecule homolog. Gene Ontology annotation, molecular function: protein binding. The record is from RefSeq and is a predicted model, not a curated record. Bases 1 to 1182 code for a protein of 393 amino acids. NCBI's taxonomy places the organism in Eukaryota, Metazoa, Cnidaria, Anthozoa, Malacalcyonacea, Xeniidae. The transcript is spliced from 9 exons.
AUGGCAUUGACGCCAAACACGAAUUAUAGAUUUAGGCUUGUCGCAAGGACAUCGCGUGGCGAAGGCAUUCCCAAAGUUCUUGAAGUUAAAACUAAAUCCGUUAAAACGAAACCAGACCCCCCUACUAUCGUCGGUGCAACAGCACGAAAUAAUGACGUAAUACUAAUUUGGCGCGAUCAGUUUGAUGGAAACACACCUAUCACUCAAUAUAUUGUGGAGUAUCGAAUUUCGUCUGGUAUGAUGGAGGAUUUAUUAGAAAAUCCUUGGACAAACGGCUGGAAUCUCAAGCCUUCUCAAACCGUACGUAACAGAACCGACGGUACACGGUCAGCGGUAUUGGAAAAUUUACAAGCUUUAACCGUUUACUGGUUUCGAAUGAUCACACGCAACGAAGCUGGUUUGUCUAUUCCUGGGAAUAGUUCUUCGUCUGUCUCGACAGGAAUAGCGAAGAGCGCAAGGCAGUCGGCUCCAACUUCACUUCUCAAGAAAAACGUGUACACUUUCCCUUCUUUUCGUGCGAAACCAGACCCCCCUACUAUCGUCGGUGCAACAGCACGAAAUAAUGACGUAAUACUAAUUUGGCGCGAUCAGUUUGAUGGAAACACACCUAUCACUCAAUAUAUUGUGGAGUAUCGAACUUCGUCUGAGAAAAAUCCUUGGACAAACGGCUGGAAUCUCAAGCCUUCUCAAACCGUACGUAACAGAACCGACGGUACACGGUCAGCGGUAUUGGAAAAUUUACAAGCUUUAACCGUUUACUGGUUUCGAAUGAUCACACGCAACGAAGCUGGUUUGUCUAUUCCUGGGAAUAGUUCUUCGUCUGUCUCGACAGGAAUAGCGAAGAGCGCAAGGCAGUCGGCUCCAGUGUACGAAGAAGUUUGGUUCAUAUCUGUAAUGGCGGUCAUUGGAUUUCUCAUUUUGCUUUUGUGCCUUGUUAUCAUCUGCUGCUGCUGUUGUUGUAAAAGACAGCGAUCACAAAGUAAGACGCUUACUCAUCCCAUUUCUAUGGAUGUACGACCGAAAAAUGGAAUGCGAUCACACCCUAAUGACGAAGAAACCUUAAGUAAAGGUAGCAGUCGUACACACAAGGAUGAGAAACCUCUGUUGGCAAUGAAAGAGAGUGAACAGGAAGACGAGGAUGAUAAAAAGGAGGAGUCGACUUUCACUCGGAUGAUGACCUAAAACAAUGCCAUAUCGUUCUCCAACCAAAUGAAUGUAAAAUAAAUUCUUUAAAGAAUGCAUGUCAACCAAGAUGCACUACGCGCUUUUGUUUAUGUUUAUAUCUGAGCCUGCCGCACACACACUUCAAUGAACGUCGUGUCGUUUUUCUAAAAAUUCUCUGCACAAGUCAAUUCAGAAGCAUUGGUCUUCCACGUUUAGGGAAAGAAGCCUUUUUAAAUCAUAAGUUUUUACAAUUACUUAAAAUAAUGUUAUACAGUAAUAAUAAAGGCCUGCCUUGACUACAUAAUGAAUAAAUACUACUAUAAUUUUCA